This is a messenger RNA of Thermothelomyces thermophilus ATCC 42464, 3121 nucleotides long. RefSeq lists its product as uncharacterized. Bases 36 to 1517 code for a protein of 493 amino acids. The record is from RefSeq and is a predicted model, not a curated record. Gene Ontology annotation, molecular function: ATP binding; RNA helicase activity; nucleic acid binding. The transcript has 5 exons. Lineage: Eukaryota; Fungi; Ascomycota; Sordariomycetes; Sordariales; Chaetomiaceae.
GACGCCUUCUGGAUCAGGCAUAGCAAGACGCCAUCAUGUCGACAAAACGUAGGAAGAUCUCGCACGAAAAUGGGGCGGUAAAGGAGACGUCGGUUGAAGCUCCCAAGGCCAAAUCGAAGACUGAGCCAAUACCAAAGUCGAACGAGCCAUCGCACGAUGCAGGUUCCGACGCCGAAUCCGCGACCGUGGACAAUGCAUCCCGUGAGGGAAACGGGAAGUCUGUCGUCAAGACAUUCCGCGACUUGGGCAUUGUCGAUUCCCUCUGCGAUGCCUGCGAGCGUCUUGGAUACAAGAACCCGACUCCAAUUCAGCAGGAAGCGAUCCCACUUGCUCUGCAGAACCGCGAUAUUAUUGGCAUUGCAGAGACUGGUAGCGGGAAGACGGCAGCAUUCGCCCUCCCGAUCCUCCAAGCCCUUCUCGACAAGCCCCAGCCGCUGUUCGCUCUCGUCCUGGCCCCGACAAGAGAGCUUGCCGCCCAGAUUGCGCAAGCUUUCGAGGCGCUCGGCUCCUUAAUCUCGCUCCGAUGCGCGCUUAUUCUGGGUGGUCUGGAUAUGGUGCAGCAGGCCAUCGCGCUGGGCAAGAAACCGCACGUUGUGGUGGCUACACCCGGUCGGCUGCUCGACCACCUGGAGAAGACCAAGGGCUUCAGCCUUCGUAAUCUCAAAUUCCUUGUUAUGGACGAAGCCGAUCGUCUCCUCGACAUGGACUUCGGCCCGAUCCUGGAAAAGAUCCUCAAAUUCCUCCCCAGGGAACGAAGGACGUUCCUCUUCUCCGCCACCAUGUCCAGCAAAGUCGAGAGCUUGCAACGCGCCAGUCUGCGCGAUCCGCUGAAGGUCAGCAUCUCGUCGUCCAAGUACCAGACCGUCUCGACGCUCGUCCAGAACUACAUCUUCAUCCCACACAUGCACAAGGAUACCUACCUGAUCUACCUGUGCAACGAGUUCGCGGGCCAGACCAUCAUCAUCUUCACCCGCACCGUCCUCGAAACCCAACGGAUCGCCAUCCUGCUCCGCACUCUCGGCAUGGGAGCGAUCCCGCUGCACGGCGGCCUUUCUCAGUCCGCCCGUCUCGGCGCCCUGAACAAGUUCCGUGCCAAGUCGCGCGACAUCCUCGUGGCCACGGACGUUGCCGCGCGUGGUCUCGAUAUCCCCAACGUCGACUGCGUGCUCAACUUCGACCUACCCCAGGACUCCAAGACGUAUGUGCACCGCGUCGGUCGUACCGCGCGUGCUGGUAAGUCGGGGCACGCUAUCAGCUUUGUGACGCAAUACGAUCUCGAAAUAUGGCUGCGCAUCGAAGCAGCGCUGGGCACCAAACUCACCGAGUAUGCCACGGAAAAGGACGAGGUAAUGGUGUUCAAGCCGCGGGUGGAGGAGGCACAGCGGCAUGCCAAGAACGAGAUGAAGCAGCUGUUGGAGGAUCGCGGCAAGAAGGGAUCGGUGCUGAAGGGCGGAAAGGGACGGAAGAGGGGUGCUCCUGCGUCGAGCCGGGAUGAUAUGGAUGCUGAGGAAGGCUAAUGCGUUCGCCCUGUCCUCGGUGGCGUUGGGACGGUUGUCAUACAUUGUUUGUUUCCUUCCACAAGUAUUACCGGUUGGGAUUACAACCCCAUCUUGACGGAGUUUGUUGGAGUGACAUGGCGUCUUUCGGGGGUUACGGACCUGAUAUAACCCGAUACAAUGUUGUUUAGGAAGAAAAUCUAGCUCGAUAGGGGACCAAGAGCAAGCAAACCCUAUAUGCGCUCCGUAUUGAUUAAUCCUAUUCUUCCGAUUCAGUCAACCUUGGAAGGCUGCUGCUUCAUUCACACAACAGACAAGUCAUCAUCUACCCGCCUUCGGUUAACACCCUCGUCCAGUCAAACUUGCGCCACCUCUUCUUGAACCCGUCGACCCGAUCGUCGUUCCGCGUCCACCGCCCCUGGCGCUUGAUCACGUCCGGCUCGGUAUCCAGCAUGCCGCCGAUGACCUCCCUGGCAAACAGGUCCCCCUUCGGCCAGCGGUCGGGAUCCUCGACGAUGUGGGCCAAGCCGCCAUCCAGGUCGAACCAGACGUGGAAGUAGGGCAUCUCCUUGGCCAGGGUGCGGCGGAAGGCCAGCUUGCCGAGCCCUUCCCUGGCCUUCUUGCCCGUGUCGAUGACCUUCUUGUGCUGCGCCCACUCCUCGUCGGCCGCGAGCAUGGCCUCGCGGAAGAAGGCCGGGGCGGUGUCGCCGAGCUCGUAGGGGAUGGGCACGGCGACGAGGGCGGCGUGCAGGCGGCGGUGGGGCGCCGCGGCGUUCUCGUAGAAGAGCACGUCGCGGCCCUGGUCGUGGUACAGGCGCGUCAGGCUCUUCAUGAAGUUGCGCAUCUCCUCCCACUCGUCGUCGUCGCACUCGAGCAAGUUGGUGCGGUGGCUGAGCGGGACGAUGACGGCGCCGCCCUCGGCGCCCGUCAGCUCGGGUGGGGUGGGCAGGGUGAGGUAGGUGCGCGUGGCCAGGGAGAUGACGGGGGCGAGGGGUAGAUUCUGGGGCGGCGGACGGUCGUCCUUGUAGCAGAGAGGGCAGGUGUCGAGGAUGCGGUUCAUCUUCUUGUACUCGGUCACGGCCAUGUUCUUGAGGGCCGCGUCGCUCUUGUGGACGCGCUUGGCCAGCUUGGCGGCGUUCUCGUCGAGGUACUCGAGGUCGUUGUCGAAGCGCGCGUCCCUGGCGAUGCGCUCGGCCAGGCGGAGGCCCUCCCCUCCCGGCUGCCCGCGCGUGCGCCGCUCUUCGCGGACCAUGUCCUCGAUGGACAUGUCCUCGUUGGCCUCGACCUGGCCGCGCUCGACGCCGCGCUUGAUCGUGACCGCUUUGACUUCGCCGCGGGGCCCGGCGAGCAUGCGGUUGUGGGAGACGUCGAGGAUGACGGCGUUAUGGGAGGCCGCGCCAGAGUUGAAGGCGGCCAUGGCAGCGUUGUACUCGGCUUCCAGCUUCGCCGCAUCGGGCGCGUUGCGCAGCUUCGCCUUCAUCAGCUGGGCGCGCAUACGGUUGAGGGUGGAUUGGUCCAUUGGCGGAGCGGGCUGGAUCAUGUCGUCGAUAACCUUGCCCUGCUCGGGCUCGGGCUCGGGCGACCGCGCCGGUGCCGUGUCCGGCCUGGCCUUGGCCAUUCGUUCC